AUCGCCAGCCGGCCGGGUGCCCGCGGGGCGGGGCCUCCCUCCCUCCGCUGCCCAGCGCUCCUGGCCGGCGUGGGGAGGUCGCCGGGACGCCUUGCGUACGUCCGUGCCGCACAUCCCGACGCGCUACGUUGCCGGCGUCGCCUUUUGCGCGUCAUGACUUCCGGGCACCGAGGUCGCCAUCUUCCUCGCGCGGAAGCGGCGCCGCUGGGUGGGAGCUUGGAGGCGGGAGUCGCGGACGGUGCGGCUACCGCCAUGCCGUCGUCGCCGUUGCGGGUGGCGGUGGUGUGCUCGAGCAACCAGAACCGGAGCAUGGAGGCGCACAACAUCCUCAGCAAACGAGGGUUCAGCGUACGGUCCUUCGGGACAGGGACUCACGUGAAGCUCCCGGGACCAGCGCCCGACAAGCCGAACGUCUACGAUUUCAGAACCACGUACGACCAGAUGUACAACGACCUCCUCAGGAAGGACAAAGAACUCUACACGCAGAAUGGCAUUUUGCACAUGUUGGACAGAAACAAGAGAAUCAAGCCCCGGCCAGAAAGGUUCCAGAACUGCAAAGACCUGUUUGACCUGAUCCUUACCUGUGAAGAGCGGGUGUACGACCAGGUGGUGGAAGAUCUGAAUUCCAGGGAGCAGGAGACCUGCCAGCCCGUGCACGUGAUCAACGUGGACAUCCAGGACAACCACGAGGAGGCCACGCUGGGGGCCUUCCUCAUCUGUGAGCUCUGCCAGUGCAUUCAGCACACAGAGGACAUGGAGAACGAGAUCGAUGAGCUGCUGCAGGAGUUCGAGGAGAAGAGUGGCCGGGCCUUCCUGCACACAGUCUGCUUCUACUGAGCCCGCGCCCGCCGCCCCCGCCGCCCGGAGUCGCCCCUGGGCUGCCCUCCGCUCCUCCGCCGUCCUCUGGCCUUGUCUCCCUCGAGUGCCGCUGGCGGACGGGGGCGGUUCCCUCACAAACUGUGCCCAUGAAACGAGAAGAUAGACACAAAUGCCAGAUGCAAAACAAUCAGGUUUCUUCUGUCCUGCUCUUACUCCUAAGUGGGAUGUUGAUUAUCGAGUUUUUGUCUUUAACCAAAAAAGAGAAAAACGGUUCAUCGCACAUCCCCCUGAAUGCCUGCCGCUCACGGACCGUCCCUCACUGGCUGGAAUGUGCAAAUCCAUGAAUAAAGCAACAGGCUGGACUUGG
Molecule: messenger RNA, 1186 nt
Organism: Phacochoerus africanus (Common warthog)
Lineage: Eukaryota; Metazoa; Chordata; Mammalia; Artiodactyla; Suidae
Gene: SSU72
Product: SSU72 homolog, RNA polymerase II CTD phosphatase
Exons: 5
Coding region: 154-837 (227 amino acids)
Biological process (GO): termination of RNA polymerase II transcription
Cellular component (GO): mRNA cleavage and polyadenylation specificity factor complex; nucleus
Molecular function (GO): RNA polymerase II CTD heptapeptide repeat phosphatase activity
Source: RefSeq, a predicted model, not a curated record